Molecule: messenger RNA, 839 nt
Organism: Rana temporaria (common frog)
Lineage: Eukaryota; Metazoa; Chordata; Amphibia; Anura; Ranidae
Product: putative ferric-chelate reductase 1
Exons: 7
Coding region: 88-666 (192 amino acids)
Molecular function (GO): oxidoreductase activity, acting on metal ions
Source: RefSeq, a predicted model, not a curated record
CUAAGUAAGAGCGUUCACACUCCGAUCAAGCUCGGCAAGGUUUCCAAUGAAGGUGAAUACUCUUAUUGGCCACGAGGCACAGCAGAUAUGGAGCUAUCAUUAAAGAACAUCUUCCUGUUGGUUACCAUCUUUCCAACGCUUAUUUAUGCCUAUCCUAAUGGAAAAGUGGAAGCCGCCUGCUCAACAAUGAUUCCUGGUCACCCUCACUCAGCUCAAACCAGUUUUGCUCCAUAUAGCCUGACCUUAACAAGUACCAACUAUACUGGAAUGCUAGUAUUCUUAGUUACUCUCAGCAAAGAACAAACUGGGUCGGACUUCAAAGGUUUCAUGAUUCAGGCCCGUGCUCCUAGGGGUGACACCAGCCUAGGCACGUUUGUGGUUAAUAGCUCGGAUAUACAAACCCUUACAUGCACCUCCUCUCAAAGUGCAGUGAGUCACACAUCAAGAAACUUAAAAUCCAGUGUACAGGCGAUCUGGAUACCCCCAAAAGCAAAAAGUGAUAUACAGUUCAGAGCCACUGUGGUAACUUCAUUUGACACAUUUUGGACGAAUGUGCUUAGUGACAUCUUACCUCUGGAUUCUGCAGGCUCCCAGCUUAUGAUUCCUACAGUGUUCCAGCUUCUGGUCUGCAGCUCCACUCUAAUAUAUGCGCUGCUUCUCAAGUGAAGACUGAAAAACAGAAGUUAACUGGAUAUUGCUUUGAUUUUAGUCCAUGACAAUGUUUAUAUAGCUUACUUGUGUAGCUAAACGUAUUACCUAAUUGCAGUGCUCCUUAAAGUGGACCUUCAGUCAUUGUUUCAACUUUCCAUCUAUUAAAUCUUCUGCCCUUGUUGUUUUAA